AUGUCGAGGCCGUCGUCCCGCAAGGCGCGGCGAGAGCCGCUGUACCUCGACUUCAUCGAUGAGCGCAGCACUAUCACGCUCACAACCGACGAGUUUCGCACCUUAGAACAGGUCAGCAUUCAUUGGUGUGGAUGGAUGGAUGGACCACAUCACAUCACAACUACAUUUUUGUGUGUGUGUGUGUGUGUGUGUGUGUAUGUGUGUGUAUGUGUGGUGUGGUUCUCCUCGACCAGACGCGUCGAAAGAUCGCCGGUGUCCGGAGCAUGCUGCUCGAGCAGAUAGUGGAUGUGUCCCUGUACGACACCGCCGACGGCAGGUACUGCUUCGUCGACUACCUCUCGCCCUCGGAGGCGACGAGCAACUCGAGGGUCAUCAAGGUGGAGGUGAGCCUGCCGUCCUUUAUCACGGGCUUCCCCAUGCCGCCCGACGGCUGCGAUCCGGCUGCAUGGGACAAUAUCUAUGUCUGCAUCCGAAUCCACGAGGGAAAAUACGGUCGGUGUUGGGUGGGUGGAGAAAGAGCACACGGGUCUGAGUGUGUGUGUGUAUGUGUGUGUGUCAGAUGUGUUUAUGUGGGUGUUGGAGGUGUAUGGGAUCAGCUACGACAUGCUGCACGAGUGGCUGCGGUGCGGCCUGGAGCGGCUCGGGUAUGACGCCUGGCCCAACCCACACAAAGACACUUACGACACAUGAUGGAGGGAUGGACGGAUGGUAGCCGGCGGCAUACAUACCCAGACAGACAGACAGACAGGCAGGCGCCGAUCUGUUCUUGUGAAGUGUGAUGCUACGGGUUCUGCGCAUGUUCACGCUACGAGCGUCUGUACCUGCCUGCCCGUCUGUGAGUCACUCCUUCCUUCCGUCUGUCGCGUGCCUGUCUGUCUGUCGCUCUUUCCACUGUAAAUAAGGGUUGAUUCGCAGACAGCGGGUGGAAGAGGAGGGAUGGGGCGCAUAUGGAUGGCCAUCCGUGGACAUACCAGCGAGAGGGCGUGCUAGUGCUGUGGGUGGGAUGAUGGACCAACAACUGACUUAACUGUCAUGACCUACCUGUACAGACCCGGGGGGCUGUGCGUAUUUAUUUGUCACUUUGAGGGGAGAGAGAGUCGGAUGGCAUGGAUGGGUGUGUGACAGGCUUGGACGCUGCCGCUGCUGCUGCAUGGCAUGGAUCGCCUGUCGUUGCUCAGUUGGUUGAUGGAUAUCAUGAUAUGUAUACGUCUGUCUGUCUGUCGUACUCUGACUGACUGACGGACUGACUGACUGACUGACCGGCACAAAUAAGUAAUGCAUUCACUCACCCACAGAGCGCGUCAAAUUGACUGACACAUAGUGUUAUCUGACAGAGAGCUAUAAUAGUGACUGACGUAACCUUCUUGAAUGGUCUCGUGCUGUGCCCCUCCC
Molecule: messenger RNA, 1392 nt
Organism: Vitrella brassicaformis
Lineage: Eukaryota; Vitrellaceae
Source: the annotation of a GenBank genome assembly